AUGGGAAAGAAUGUCUUCUUUAUGUUGCUGGCUAUUGUCUACUUGCUUAUCAACAUUGUUACAUCUCUAAAUAGCUCCAUAGAUGAAUAUGCUCUUUUAGCUUUCAAAUCUCAAAUAACCUCCGAUCCAAAUAAAAUCUGGGCAAAAAAUUGGUCACAAGGAACCUCGUUCUGUAAUUGGAUUGGCAUUUCUUGUGGCAGGAGACAUCAAAGAGUUAGGGGCUUGAAUCUAGCAAAUAUGGGUCUAGGAGGUACUAUUGCUAAAGAAAUUGGUGAAAUCUCUUUUUUGAGAUCCUUAAUUAUUAGCAACAAUAAUUUUCAUGGGUUUAUCCCUAAUGAAAUUGGUAAACUCAGCCAGCUUCAAGAAAUAGAGAUGCAGAACAAUGGACUCAGUGGCUCUAUUCCGCCAACUUUUGAAUUUCUUGAAAAUCUAUUGAAGUUAAAUAUCUCCAAUUAUGGACUCCCUAGAGAUAUUCGUAACAGGAUUUUCAACCUCACUUCUCUGAUUGAAAUUAGUUUUCGAAGCGAUAGACUCUCAGGAAGUCUACCUAUGGAUAUUUUCUUCAAUCUUCCAAAGCUGGAGAGGCUAAGGAUUUCAAGGAAUCAAAUGAGUGGAAACAUUCAUCCAAGCUUGGGGAGCUUAUUGGUGACCAAUACUAUGGAGGAGGUUAUUGGGGAGAGUGAGGCGACGCUGGUGGUGGUAUCUAUAACUCAUCAGUACUUUUGGUAUUCAUUAAUUUGUGUUGACAAGCACAACAAUACAGGUACAAUUAUGCAUUCAAAUUCAGGGCAAAUACCUGAAUCCAUCUUCAAUCUCUCCAUGUUACAAAUACUUUCGUUGAGUGACAAUAGUAUCUCCAGCAAUAUUCCAUCGUCAAUAUCCAAUGGUCUCCCUAAUCUUGAACGUCUCUUACUUGGUGACAAUCAAUUGAGUGGAAAAAUUCCUCCCUCUGUUUCAAAUUUUUCAAAACUUGCUAAGUUGGAUCUUCAUGGCAACUCCUUCAGUGGACAAGUGCCCAUGAACAUUGGGAAUUUACAUAACCUACAUUUUCUACAUUUUGGCUUUAAUCAGUUGACAAAAAAUCCUUCAGUGAUCGAAUUAGAUUUUCUUAUUUCAUUGCAAAAUUGUAGGCAGUUGAUGAUCUUAGGGAUAGAAAACAAACCUUUCCACGAAAUAUUAGCAAAAUCAUUGGGUAAUUUGUCAGAAUAUGUUGAAUCUUUCACUGCUGAUUAUUGUGGUGUUAAAGGCAUCAUUCCUAAUGAAGUUGGUAAUAUGACCAACUUGAUUGAGUUAGGCAUUGGAAGCAAUGAAUUGAUAGGAACAAUUCGUGAUACAUUGAGUCAAUUAAGAAAAUUGCAAAAGCUGAGACUAGGUGUCAAUAAACUACGGGGUCAGUAUCUGCCAACAUUUGCAAUUUGGUACAUCUGUAUUAUCUUGAUUUGGGAAAUAAUCAGCUUUCUGAACAGUUGCCAAAGUGUUUAG
Olea europaea var. sylvestris is the source of this 1482-nucleotide messenger RNA. RefSeq names its product LRR receptor-like serine/threonine-protein kinase EFR. The transcript has 4 exons. Gene Ontology annotation, molecular function: protein binding. NCBI's taxonomy places the organism in Eukaryota, Viridiplantae, Streptophyta, Magnoliopsida, Lamiales, Oleaceae. Bases 1 to 1482 code for a protein of 493 amino acids. Gene Ontology annotation, cellular component: plasma membrane. Gene Ontology annotation, biological process: hormone-mediated signaling pathway. The record is from RefSeq and is a predicted model, not a curated record.